Branchiostoma floridae (Florida lancelet) is the source of this 1680-nucleotide messenger RNA. RefSeq lists its product as uncharacterized. The record is from RefSeq and is a predicted model, not a curated record. The transcript has a single exon. Lineage: Eukaryota; Metazoa; Chordata; Leptocardii; Amphioxiformes; Branchiostomatidae. The coding region runs from base 1 to 1680 and encodes 559 amino acids. Gene Ontology annotation, molecular function: protein binding.
AUGGAGAGCGACUUGUUGCAAAAACUAGAGGAGUUCCCGAGUCCGUUUUUCUGGAAGUUGAGCGAGUCUAUGUUCGAAAACGUGCACGAAAAACUGAGCAAGUGGGAAUGUUCUGAAGCUGACCGUCUGGCUUGGAACAACGCCAUGGCUUUCCUAUCGUACGCUCGGGACAAGAACUCUUUACAAGCCCGCAGACAGUUUCAGACGGUCCUAGACGAAGACCCAGAGAAUCUAGUGGCACUAACCAGUCUGGCCUACAUAGAUGUUAAGCACAGCGACGUGGCAAGCGCAGAGACGAAGCGGAAGACGUUGGCGGAACUGAAGGAAUCGGGGGGCGAAACUGAAGUCCAGAAGAGGUGGGCCGCCGCCAUGUUUGAGAAAGCCUUUUGUCUUACUCGAUUCGGCCAGUGGCGCUAUAGGGAGGCACAGAGUUGCAUUGAAGAAGCCCUGAAGUUCGACGGCGACAAUAAGGAAUGGCUAAAAGCGGAGACGUUCUUGUUGACUAAACAGGUCGAGAGUCAAGCGUUGAAGCGAGUGCCUUAUGGCGACAUACAAAGUUUUCUGGACCGGGCAGCGGCCAACGUUCUCAAACUACAGCAAAUGGAGCCCGACAGUGGAGAGGUUCUUUGCACGACGGCUGAACUGUUUGAGGCAGCCGGAAGCACGUACCAAGGCCGAGGUUGGCUGAAAGCCUACAAGCGCGAAAACCCGGACCAAAGUCUCAAUCCAUCGGCCCUAUACCAGCAGGCGUACGAACUGUGCCCGACAAAUCAACACAUUUGCCACAAAGCAGUACUCCACCUAAAGAGUGCGCGUGAAUGGCAAAAGAUGGAAGAAAUCCUGACGAAGGCUCUACAAGACUUCCCCAACGACCAUCUCCUGUACCAUCAGUACGGCCUCCGGUACUACAUUCCGUUCUCGCUAGCGUUGGAGGAAGCGAAGAAGGCUAAAGGCAAAGCCAAUAAAGAAGCCCAGGCAAGUGCAAAGGUCAAGCUGGCAUCCGCCUCCUUGCCUAAGGCAGAAAGCUACCUACGAGAAGGACUGAGAAUCGACCCCCUCUUCACACGUUGCAGGGUCUGCUUAGCCCAGUGCCUGAACUAUCAACAGAAGGUAGAGGAAAGCUGGGAACAGUUCCGUAUCGCAGCUGAAGAGUCAAGAGACAAGAAGAACAAAGUUGAAGCAAGACGGGAAUGGGCAAGGCUCCUGAUCGAGGCAGGGAACGAAUCGGGAGCGCUGUUGCAACUCAGCGAGGCACUGAAGUUUGAAGGUCAGACGGGUGCACCUGUCUACCGUGGGUUGGACAACGCUCUGGGUAUCUGGUGCAAGCAUGACCAACGCAACCCCAGACCUAUCCGAGUUAGGGCGGCGUUUGCAUUGGAGGCAGAGAAUGUAGACAAUGCCAUUGAGUACUACAAACAAGUACUUGAGAUCGACCAGGACGACAUCACCAGCCUAAUAGGCUUGGGAAAGGCGUACAGGAAGAAGAAAGGCAAAGACAAUUUCGAAGAAGCCAAGAAGUGGUUCGAGAAGGCCUCUGGCCUGGGAAGCGAUGAAGCAGACGACGAACUGUUUGAACUGGAAAUGGAGAUGCUACAGAUGGAAGAGGAGAGUGGCGCUGUGAGCCCUCCUAGCGAAAGAGCAGAAAGCCCAAAUACUUACGAGGAUGACAUUUAUGAGUGA